AAAUCGUAGUACGUCAACAUGGCGGUGCUAGUGUGGCUUCUGGCCACGGCGUGCGUCCUCUUUCGAGCGCAGGCAUCCAGCGAUGCCAUUGAGAAUCUUGGCGAUGAUUCGUUCUCUUCCACAAUCCAGGAAUCCAAUUCUGUCUGGCUGAUUGACUUUUACGCUCCAUGGUGCUCGUCAUGUAUUCAGCUGGAGCCUCUCUUGGAGGAAGCGGCAGUAGAAGCCAGUGGCUUCCUUCGCGUGGCAAAGGUGAACGUGGACGCGAAUCCGGCCCUGCAAGCACGAUACGAAAUCGUGCGCUACCCCACUCUCAUGUACGGUCGAUGGAACUCGCGGCUGAACCAAGUCGAGCUCAAAUCGUACCCUGGGGACCGCACCGUGUCCUCGCUCGUCAAGUUUGGCAAGCGGUUGUCGGCCGACGUCGUGAGCACUGUGAGCACGAAAGCAGAUUGGCAGCGGUUCUUGUCGGUGGAUGGCUCGAUGCUGUUCUUGGGCUUCCAGCACGAAGACAACGCACCGCCGUCGGACCUCGUGGCCAAGUUCCAUCGGGAAGCGUCGCAGUUCCAUAAGCACCACGUCUUUGUAUCAAGCAACGAGCCCGCGAUCUUGUCCAAGUUCGCCAGACCUGCUCCAUUCAUUGCCCGCGUUGAUGCCAAUCAAGACGAGCCGUUCUACUACGACGGCGACCUGCCCUUCCCCUCGUGGGUGGAGAAGAAUCGAUACCCAAGCUACGCGGCGUUCGAAGCGUCCAACGUUAAACACAUUGGGUGGUUUCGCAUCCUCGUGAUCGGGUGCUACGUGCCUGAGAAGCACCCUGGGUUUGAAUCGACCAUGCAGUCGCUGGCAUCGUACACGACGUCGCCGCUGUCUCGCGCCCACCAGGACCACUUCGCCUUUGGAUGGCUCAACUCGGAACGGUAUGAGCACUACCUCACCAAGUUCUUUGUCUACCCCGAGCAAGCGCCGACGCUGUUUGUGUGGAACAUGCAAGUAAGCAAGCACAUCACUAGUGUCAAUCGAACUUUGAUAUAAUCGACUAACCCUGGUAGGACCAAGUGUUUUACAAUUACGAAGGCCGUCCUACCGACGACGUCGACGCUAUAGCGGCGUUCUUGACCAAUGUGCUCGCCGGAAAGGAGCCUGCGAUCGCCCAAGGCAACUACUUUAUCAAGAUCUACAGGUACAUGGUGCGCGAGUCCCCAUGGUCGCUGCUAUGGCUCGUGCCCAUGGGCUUGGUCGGGUUCUUCUUGGUCUGGGGCUGCGCGGCCAUGCGGUUCCAUGACUCUGCCGCGGAAAAGAAAGCGUUGGACCAGUCCCUACAUCCUGCCGGACGACGCACUUCCCCGUCGAAAAAGGCCGAGUAAAUCCAGAGGGAGCCAACAUACCUCAAAGUAAAUCAACUCGCUAGUAGUAGUCCAGGCCUCGCCAACUACAGUAAACUGUUCCGUGGACCCUAUCUCUAGCAAUAGUUGAGACAGUCAUACGAAAUUGACUUUUUUCU
This is a messenger RNA of Aphanomyces astaci, 1501 nucleotides long. RefSeq lists its product as hypothetical. Gene Ontology annotation, cellular component: endoplasmic reticulum. The coding region runs from base 19 to 1032 and encodes 337 amino acids. The record is from RefSeq and is a predicted model, not a curated record. Lineage: Eukaryota; Oomycota; Saprolegniomycetes; Saprolegniales; Verrucalvaceae. Gene Ontology annotation, molecular function: protein disulfide isomerase activity. The transcript has 7 exons.